AUGGCAAUAACGAACGAUGUGCAGAUGCCGUCAGACGAGGAAUUAACGGUUCCUCAUGAGAUUACUCUUUCAACUCCAUAUUUUAAAGCAGUCGCUCCGUAUAUGCAUGUUAUGUGUGAAAAUGAAAUUAAGGAAUUUAUGUUACGCAGGCGAGAAUUAGAAGAUCCUCGUAAAACGCUGAAUGAAGGAGCUGCCGUAACAGCAUGCGGUAUAAGAUUUUUACAAAAGCUUAAAAAAACUUGCAAUUCUGAAAUCGAUAAUUUCGCUAAUUGCAUCGAUCAUGGAAGUGCAAAGCUAUAUGUAUCCAAAUGUCGAGAAGAACAGCGAUUUACUGACCAAUGUAUUAGCGAAAAAAUGAAUAUAGAUCGCCCUCAAAUCGGUUAUUUUAGCAAGUUGCAUGUGCAUGAUUCGAUGCAACCCAAACCGGAUUAUCAAAUUCGAAAUUAUAAAGAAGAAGCCAAGAUGGUUCUAUCUGAACUUCCUGAGAAUUAUCAUUUGCGUAAGGAUUAUCGUAGAUUCAGAGAUUGGUGCGCACAAAUCUUCGAUGCUGCUUAA
Messenger RNA from Dracunculus medinensis (Guinea worm), 555 nucleotides. Lineage: Eukaryota; Metazoa; Nematoda; Chromadorea; Rhabditida; Dracunculidae. The record is from the annotation of a GenBank genome assembly.